AUGGGGCCCUGUAGGGCGGAUGCCCGAUACGCAGCCGCAGAAGGCCUAAAGGGUUGCCGGGGCUCCAGCUCGAAGUGCAGGAUUUGCUCCACCGUCGGCCUGAUUUCGGAAAGAGCUGAUCAUGACAACCGCCCGCAAAGCAAGCUAAGCUUGUCAAAUUAUGACAUAGAAAUACGGAAUAAAUGGACCAAUAAUUUAGAAAGAAAGUAUAUUAACUACAUCGAAACUGUAGAUGAAGUAAAGACUAUUAAUAAUAAUAAUAAGAAUUACGAAGCAAAUGAAAUUCAAAUGCGAAAUUUAGAUAUUCAUAGAAAUAAUGUUCAGAGAAUGAAUGCUAAUUCUAAGAUGAGGAAUUUUGAUGUUAGUAAAGAAGUGAAAAGAGUAAAGAGGGAUGAUAAGGAUCCUCGAUGUGAAUCCUUCAAUUAUGAUGACAAGGAGAAGUUUAUAACGCAUCCCCAUCCGAAGAACAGUGGGAAUAAUUACUAUUAUAAUAAUUCUGAUUGCGUCACUAAGAUUAAUGCCACAACAACAGACAUGGUAAUACAGUUGACAUUUGUGGAUGUGUUCCGUAUAGAAUAUCAUCCGGAGUGUGCAUAUGACUACCUAGAGAUUCGAGACGGUUACUAUGGUUACGCAGACCUCAUGGGCCGGUUUUGCGGCCAAGCCUUUCCAAGAACAUUGAAGACGAAAGGACCUAAUGUUUGGCUGAAGUUCCAUUCAGACGACACAAUAGAAUAUGAAGGAUUUAAGAUAAACAUCGAAUUCAAAGAUGGACCGAGCCACCACAUACCGGAAGAAUGCUACACAACGUUUGACGAAGACAAGUUCGGUGUGAUAGACACGAAACAAAUUGACCCACUGUGCACCAGUAACUCCAACCAGGCGUUAGACGUGCUCUGGAAGAUUGUGGUCCCAGAUAACAUGAAGAUUUACCUCAACUUCACACAAUACGGCUUGGCCAAACCAAACGAGUGUAAUGAGAACAUUAUUCAAGUGUUUGAGACAGUCCAUGAAGAACUAGACUCCAAGUUAGCAGAAUAUUGCGGUUCUGUAGCCAACUCAGUGACGACAAAGGACCGCAAUGGUAACGUCAUGUACGUGAGGCUGUACGUCGCGAAGGACGCUCGGAAGGACACAUCCUUCAAGGCCACUUUCAACGCGUAUAGGACUUUGGAUGCUAAUAGUGAUGAUAAAUGUGGCGAUGACGAAUUCGACUGUGAAGACAAUACUUGCAUUGACCUUCGUCUUAGAUGUGAUCAUGAUGCUCACUGCCGGCUGAAAGCUGAUGAGGACAAGAGCAGAUGUGAUGUGAAACAAGAGUCUACAAUCAACCAGCCUCACAUCAUGGUAAUUCUGAUCAUCUUCUCCCUGAUCCUGUCCGGAAUGAGCUUCGUCUUUAUCUUCAAAUGCAUGAGGAAGUUAUACCAGGAUCAUAAGAUUAUCAAGGAGCACAUAAGACAAUCAUGUGAAGAUCGCCUGGACAGUUUAGUGGGAAGUCGUCUGACGUUAGACCCCAAGAGACUACAGAGAGACAGUGAGCCUCGAGUGAGUUUAGAAAGAGAAAACCACAAUAAUGAAAUGGUAAAGAAGCAGAGGAGCUUCUCUUCAAAACAUAAGCAAUCAAGCAUAGAAUCUGACUACCAGGAGACCCAUUUAGACUUAGACGAAGAAAUAUGGAGAAGAGAAGUAGACAGCAUGCCAAUAGAGGAAGAUGUCUCCAUAGAACGAAAUGGAAGGGCAAGGAAAAGCGACUUUAGCAGAAAGGAAGAAUCAAUGAGAAGUAGAACGAAAGAGAGUGAGGACACCAGAGAAAAGAAGGAGAUGAAAGAACAUAAGAGGGAGAUUAGAGAUGUGUCGGUUGGAGCGCCAGAUACUAAGGAGUCUGGGUGCCAGACAAGAGAGAGUCUGUUCCAAACUGAUCCUCCUCCUAGUUCUGAUGGUUCCGGUACCAACAGUCGAGGGUUCUCAACGUUUGGGUACUCCGGAGCCACCAUCGUAAGGCCCUCGCCACCAGCCACAACGAACACAUCAGAGAUCACCAUAGAACUACUCAAACAAAUACCUUCGCAGGAAUCUAAACCAUUGAAGAAAAUACCUGACCGCCGUCCGAUUAGUACGGAGACUACGCGAUCAGCUCCAGACGUCAUCAUUGUGUCAAAACCGAUUCGCUGAGGGUGACCUUUGGGGCCCGCUCCAUGGGCCCCAAAACCCCCUGACUCCUGGUACCCCUUAGAGCCCCGUAUGAGGCCCGAGGGGUCCUACCAACCGCACACUUGCCACCUUGACACGUUUUCAAAAAGCAUGUCUUUUGACAAUUGUGAUGGUUACUACAGCCAAUAUUUUGAUGAGAGACCAAAACUUAUUUAUGAUUACUGUCUUAAAAGUGAUUUUGAGUAUAAGAAGGCCCAGACUUUGCCCAGAAACUUGGGGUCUUCAGUGGACUAUAAGCCUAAAGUGUACCCGCAAAGGAGUGUGUGUUUUUACGGCCUUGAUGACGAAGAGGACUGUCCGAGGCCAAGGAAAACAUUUGUAGUGCACGCGGAUAUCGAACCCCAUAGAUAACAUUUGUGAGGACUUUUAUAGCAUUUUUUAAAUAGAUAAUAAUUAUAAAAA
This is a messenger RNA of Spodoptera littoralis (African cotton leafworm), 2613 nucleotides long. The record is from the annotation of a GenBank genome assembly. NCBI's taxonomy places the organism in Eukaryota, Metazoa, Arthropoda, Insecta, Lepidoptera, Noctuidae.